AUGGCUACUUCAGUUAAGCCAAGACAGUUACUUGUUAUCAUCGUAAUUGUUCUGACAUUCGUGAGUUCAGAAGCUCGAAAUGUUCCUCAGCUCACAACAAUGGAGAAGAAGAUUCAUAGUAAGUUUGGAUUACGUGAAGUAAUCAACAAUGUGAGAAAUGGAAAGUGGCAUGGAAAGAGGUCAAUGCUUGGUGGAAGGUUGGAAAGAAUUUCACCUGCAGGACCAGAUCCUGAUCAUCAUUAA
Messenger RNA from Vigna radiata var. radiata (mung bean), 243 nucleotides. RefSeq lists its product as uncharacterized. The record is from RefSeq and is a predicted model, not a curated record. The transcript has a single exon. NCBI's taxonomy places the organism in Eukaryota, Viridiplantae, Streptophyta, Magnoliopsida, Fabales, Fabaceae. The coding region runs from base 1 to 243 and encodes 80 amino acids.